Penicillium soppii is the source of this 1083-nucleotide messenger RNA. Its product is annotated as fructose-bisphosphate aldolase FBA1. The transcript is spliced from 3 exons. Gene Ontology annotation, biological process: glycolytic process; gluconeogenesis. NCBI's taxonomy places the organism in Eukaryota, Fungi, Ascomycota, Eurotiomycetes, Eurotiales, Aspergillaceae. Gene Ontology annotation, molecular function: zinc ion binding; fructose-bisphosphate aldolase activity. The coding region runs from base 1 to 1083 and encodes 360 amino acids. Gene Ontology annotation, cellular component: cytosol. The record is from RefSeq and is a predicted model, not a curated record.
AUGGGUGUCCUUGAACAACUGAACCGCAAGUCCGGCGUUAUCGUCGGUGACGACGUCCUCCGUCUCUUCGAGUACGCUAAGGAGAAGCAGUUUGCCAUCCCUGCCAUUAACGUCACCUCCUCCUCCACUGUUGUCGCUUCCCUCGAGGCUGCCCGUGACCAGAAGUGCCCCGUUGUCCUGCAGAUCUCCCAGGGCGGUGCUGCUUUCUUCGCCGGUAAGGGUGUCUCCAACGAUGGCCAGAAGGCUUCCAUCGCUGGUGCCGUUGCCGCUGCCCACUACAUCCGUAGCGUGGCCCCCGCCUAUGACAUCCCCGUUAUCCUCCACACCGACCACUGCGCCAAGAAGCUCCUCCCUUGGUUGGACGGUAUGCUCGAUGCCGAUGAGGCUUACUUCAAGCUGCACAACGAGCCCCUCUUCUCUUCCCACAUGAUCGAUCUGUCCGAGGAGGACGUUGAAGAGAACAUCAAGACCACCGCCGCCUACCUUAAGCGCGCUGCCCCUAUGAAGCAGUGGCUCGAGAUGGAGAUCGGUAUCACCGGUGGUGAGGAGGACGGUGUCAACAACGAGGAUGUUGACAACAACUCCCUCUACACCCAGCCCGAGGACAUCCUGGCCAUCAACAACGCCCUCGCUCCUAUCUCCCCUUACUUCUCCAUCGCCGCCGGCUUCGGUAACGUCCACGGUGUCUACAAGCCCGGCAACGUCAAGCUGCACCCCGAGCUCCUCUCCAAGCACCAGAAGUACGUCGCCGAGCAGACCAAGUCCAAGUCUGACAAGCCCGUCUUCUUCGUCUUCCACGGCGGCUCCGGCUCCUCCAAGGCCGAGUUCAAGGAGGCCAUCAGCUACGGUGUCGUCAAGGUCAACGUCGACACCGAUAUGCAGUACGCCUACCUGACCGGUGUCCGUGACUUCGUCCUGAACAAGAAGGACUACCUCCUCUCCCAGGUCGGUAACCCCGAUGGCGCCGACAAGCCCAACAAGAAGUUCUUCGAUCCCCGCGUGUGGGUGCGCGAGGGUGAGAAGACCAUGAGCGUUCGUGUCAAGGAGGCCCUGGAGGACUUCAACACUGCCAACCAGCUUUAA